Molecule: messenger RNA, 3132 nt
Organism: Hemiscyllium ocellatum (epaulette shark)
Lineage: Eukaryota; Metazoa; Chordata; Chondrichthyes; Orectolobiformes; Hemiscylliidae
Product: zinc finger protein 239-like
Exons: 2
Coding region: 472-1332 (286 amino acids)
Biological process (GO): regulation of transcription by RNA polymerase II; central nervous system development
Cellular component (GO): nucleus
Molecular function (GO): RNA polymerase II cis-regulatory region sequence-specific DNA binding; DNA-binding transcription factor activity, RNA polymerase II-specific
Source: RefSeq, a predicted model, not a curated record
GAUGAUUUUCUUUUCACGCUUUUUGUAGCGCAUUGAAUGGGAAGCAUUUUCCAGAUCGUCCAUUCCGAGCGUAUAUCACAAAAGAUAUAGCAGAGUCACCCCUGUCACAGUGAACUGUGAAAGCUGUUGGGUCUGCUGGAAAAGAUUUCCGAGAUCGGUUUCACUGGAAAAGCUUGCAAGAGAUUUGAAAUCAUGUGUGGAGCAGCCCUGGAGGAUGUGUCCAGGCUUGGGCCCGACACCUGAGGAAGGAGCGACUGUGGACGUUCUUGGGGGAUUUGCCCCAUUGAUUCCUAGCUUAUAUUAUGAGUAGAAGCUGCAGAAAUCAGUCUUCGAUUCAUUAUGGUCUGGAAAAGAGUUUCACAGGGUACUAAGAAGAGAUCGCUACAGUUUGGAGUCUGAAACCAAACAUCCCAUCAGGAUCUGACAGAGUUGGCCAAUUUACCAGUACCUGAAUAUCAUUGAAUUUUGAGCAUGGAAAGAAAAAGAACCAUUCAGUGUCAGGAGAAACCAUAUGUGUGUUCUUUGUGUGGACGAGGUUUCAGGCAAUCAUCUGGUCUGUCGAAACAUAAGUGUAAUCCUGCUGGGGAGAAACCAUGGAAAUGCGGGGACUGUGGGAAGGGAUUUAAAUCCCCUUCAAAGCUGGAAAUGCACAGACGCAGUCACACUGGGGAGAGGCCAUUCACCUGCACCAGAUGUGGGAAAGGAUUCACUCAAUCAACUCAUCUCCUGAAACACCAGCGAGUCCACACAGGGGUGAGACCAUUCACCUGCUCUCAGUGUGGGAAAGGAUUCACUCAGUCAACCCACCUGCUGGAACAUCACCGUGUUCACACUGGGGAGAGGCCAUUUAUUUGCACUGAGUGUGGGAAGGGGUUCACUCACUCAUCCAAUUUGCUAAAACAUAAACGAGUUCACACUGGAGAGAGGCCAUUCAUCUGCUCUGUGUGUGGGAAAGGAUUCACUCAGUUAUCCAGUUUGCUGUCACACCAGCGAGUCCACACAGGGGAGAGGCCAUUUACCUGCUCUGAGUGUGGGAGAGGAUUUACGGUCUCAUCUGACCUACUGAGACACCAGCAUGUUCACAAUGAAGAGAGAUCUUUUAAGUGCCCAGACUGUGGAAAGUGCUAUAAAAGUUCUGGGGACUUGAUGUUCCAUCAACGUGUUCACACUGAUGAAAGACCAUUUAGAUGCUCUCACUGUAGGUCUGGGUUCAAAAGGUCAUCUCAACUCUCAGUUCACCAGCGAGUUCACACUGGAGAGAGGCCAUUUCCUUGUUCCCAGUGUGAGAAGAGAUCCCCUCAGUUACCCAUUUGUGAAACAUCAGCAAAUUGAAAAGUGACUGCAGACUUUGGAUUUUGUUGUUCAGUCAGACACUCGAGUGGUUAAUGAUUGAUAAGGAGGCGGUAUAGAAUGUUUUCUAUUGUUAAAGUUAAUUAUCAACUGAGACUGUAGAAGAUGCAUCCAAGGAUAAUCAGGGAUGUGAGAGUGGAAAUUGCAGAGUCUGUUAUCAAUUCUGACAACUUUGUAAUAAUACUAGUAAAUUGAGGAUUUAUAAACAUUACACUGGCAUUAGAUGAGUUUCUUUCAUUUUGAAACUUGGAAACAUUAAUUUGGGUUAAACAAAUGGAGAACAACUGGCUAAUUAAGAAAAGACAGCAUAACCUUAAGGGAAUAUUGUCUCACUACUUUCCUGGUGUUAUCAAAGCGGUAACAGGGAAGAUGGAUCUCCCCGUGCUGUUGAUGUAGUGUGCCGAACUUUCAAAAGGAAAUUGACAGAGUGAGUUACAAUAGACUUGUGAACAAAAUUAGAACUCAUGGAAUGGAUAGUAACAGCAAUGAUGUAGAUUUGACUAAUUGACAGGAUGCAGAACAUUGUAAUGAAUCAAUAUUUUAAAGGCAGGAGGAAAUAUUUGUCAUGGAGUGGCCAAGUGGUCAAUUUUGGGUCAUUUGCUUUUCUGAAUAUUUAUUGUUAUAAGUUGGUUAAAAAUAAGUUUUUGCACGUAUGUACAUGUAUAUGUCGUGACUGUGAGCAGUCCAAUAAGGAUGGCAGAUAUAAUGUUAUUAGAAUUAAAAGUAAUUUGUCAGAUGUUUCCUCUGAAGACAGUCAACCAGGUAAUCAACACUUCGUGGACCACUUGGUGAGGCUGGACUGUGAAACUGUUGUGCAAUAAGCUUACAAAGACAGAUUGUCUGAGAGUUGCACCACAUAAAAGUAUUGAAAUUUAUCCUACCCAUAAAAUGUCCUAAUCUUAAAGAUGAGUCUUUUAAUCUGUAGUGCAAAGCUGGUGGUUACUGUCUCGACCACCUGCAAGGUGACUUGAUUACGUGACUUCAUAAUGGUAAACUUAACUGCAUUUAAGUUAUGGAAUUUUAUACCUUGUUCAGGAUUUAAGCUACAGAGGUCAAGGUUUUGCCUGGUUUAAAAACAGCCACAAUAUCAUUUUGCGUGUAAAAGUAAUCAACUUUAUUUUGCUAAAACUACAAUAGAAUCCGCAGAGCAAGUGUAAAAUAUAACGCUUCUGAUUAAGAAGAGGAAAGAUGAAAUUACAAUCUAGUGGGAAAAGAUCUGCCACCCUGCCAAUCCAUAAUAGGCCCCACAGAACAUGGGAAAGCAAAUGUGGCCAAACUAUACCAAAAACACCCAGAAUGCCUCAACAGGUACCAAACAGGCCGACAAGUGAAACUUCACAACACUCUCAGACAAGGGAAUACACUUCCCAGCACCCACUAAGAAUGUCAGAGCAACACAGCUAUCUCAAAGCCCCAAGAGCAGUUUCACAACGCAGCAGUGCCAAAGCCACACAAAGAACCAGUCAGAGAGGCACCACCAAGAGCAUUGCUCCCAGGACAAGACAAGAGGAAUACCAUUUCAGAGGAAAUGUUAGCACCUACCUGCGAAGAGGAAUGGAAGUUCCAAACCGGUUGACACUGUCAAAAUGUUGCAUUGUAUUGAGAAUCAGGACACUCAUCCAAUAGCUCUUUACCAAUUAGCAUCAUUGUAACUGGAUUACUCCAUUUCCAGAUACAUUGUAUUUUCCCCAUUUCUAAUUAGCCUUACUGUACAAGAUUAUUAUGAAAACUGGCUUCUUCCUUAGCUCGAGGAAGAGAAUCCUUGAUUUACCUGUUCUAUGU